This is a messenger RNA of Notothenia coriiceps (black rockcod), 2039 nucleotides long. RefSeq names its product alkB homolog 3, alpha-ketoglutarate dependent dioxygenase (gene alkbh3). Gene Ontology annotation, molecular function: dioxygenase activity. Lineage: Eukaryota; Metazoa; Chordata; Actinopteri; Perciformes; Nototheniidae. Gene Ontology annotation, biological process: DNA alkylation repair. The annotation marks the transcript as partial. The record is from RefSeq and is a predicted model, not a curated record. The transcript is spliced from 4 exons. Gene Ontology annotation, cellular component: nucleoplasm; mitochondrion.
GUGAGGGGUACGAGGAGCCCAGGCUGACCUGCUGGUUCGGAGAGUUGCCGUACACGUACGCUCGCUCCACCAUGGACGCUAACACACAGUGGCACCCCUUGCUGUUGACGCUGCGCGGCGCCGUGCAGCAGGCGAGCGGCUGCAGCUUCAACUCUCUGCUCUGUAACUUGUAUCGGAACUGCCACGACAGCAUCGGCUGGCACAGUGACGACGAGGCCUCGCUGGGCAACAAGCCCACCAUCGCCUCCCUCAGUCUGGGUGACACGCGAGUGUUCAGCCUCCGCAAACAGCCUGCACCGGAGGAGAAUGGCGACUACACCUAUGUGGAGAGGAUUCGGGUUCCUCUGAGUCACGGGACGCUGCUGCUGAUGGACGAAGCCACACAAGAUGAUUGGCAGCAUCAAGUGGGUAAAGAGUACCACGACCGAGGGCCGCGCAUCAACCUGACCUUCAGAACCAUCUUCCCCGAGCCGGAGGGCCACAGGCCGGGGACCAAGCUGAGGUUCACACCCAACCUACCAUAGAUAGCCAGGUACUAAAGGCUGAGGGAACUGUCUAGAAGUUAUUCUGCUAAAAAUACCGAUCCUCACAAUUCUAGAUCAGAUCCAGUGUGAACAAGACUUGCAUCUCAUGAAGGGUGGAGAGAUGGUGUAGUGUGUGAACGUCUCUGUCCCCCUCAGUGAGCUUGAAUCAACACAUUGUAAACACUUUUCUGAGUUACAGUAUGACUAAGAGUUCAAACAGGAUUUGCAUAAUUGAACUCUAAUAACACUGCAGUCGUGACCAAUGUUCCUUUAUCAGAUAUGAGCGUCAGGGAAGCUAAGCAGGUAAAUGGGUGAUAAUGAAGGUCUACAGGCUGGAUAAAAUGUCAGCUUUGCUUAAAACUUUAUUUAUUUGUUCAGCACAGACGGUUGUUUCUGUUUAAGCAAUUUGAUCAAAUCUUUGGUUAGUUCGCCAGACUUUAAUUCGGACCCAAAUGACUUGCUCAUGUCUUUUGACAAAGUGUCCCACUGACUGCACAGAAAGUCACUGUUGACCUCAAAUGUCAAACACUUCCUGCCUUGUUUAUCUCCAGGAGCUUUUGGCGGAGAACAUAGUUGCUAUUAAAAGGGAAGGAACAAGUAAAGUGGCCACUUAAGGCAAUUAAAACUCCAUCACGACUGGAAUGAGUUAAUUGUACUGUUGAACACGAUUUGUCCCUCAAAGAGGUGAUUCAGGUUUUCUGUAACCCCAUGUAUAUUUUAAAGAAGCACAUUUGUUAGAGUUAAUCUAAGGUGGUAACCCAAGUGUUUUAAGAUGGCAUAAGUUCAAGUUCUCAAGUAGCAAAACAUGCAUUUUCAACAGAAUAUCAGUAUAUACUUAAGUUUUCAGUUCAUACACAAUUUAAAACAUGAAAAGAUAACAAAUAAUAUACACAGCAGGAAAAGGAAAAUGAUCUUAAAGUGUCAUAAUGUUAAAGAGAACACAAUAUACAGAAUAUAAUGUGACUUUAUAAUGGUAAAGGAAUACUAUGUGUAUGAAAUGUAUACUUAAAGACAUGAAACAAUGGAUAACCAGUCCAAAUGCAUGCCUACAGUAAUGUAUGCCUUUUAACUAAAUAAAGAAGGCUUUGCAUAUACUACCAUCAACCUAGUGACACGUUAACUACUGUAGUAAAAGCACAGAAGAAUCCCACAGCCAUAAAGGGGUUUGAACAACCUGAAAUAAACAUGAUAAAUUAACGGGACCUACUAGUGUUCUUGGCAAAGUCACCAACCCAGUUCAAAUGUGAAGCGUUUAGUCACACAUUCAUAAUUUUCAGUUUGACGUACAGUAAGGGGCUUUUUGUUUUCUGGAUAAGUUCCAUGUGGAUUUUGUUCAAGCAUUAAAUAACUAUUGUAAUAAAGAAAGCUAAUUAAGUUCCUUUCCAAUAGGACAUUGUUAUGGGAACUCAGGAACGUAUAUUUUGAAGGGGGUACGUGUUGCUUUAACACUGAAUAAAUCCACCUCCUGGUUAUUAGUUGUCUGCUGUUUUGAAAUAAACCAUUACUUCUCUGACA